Purpureocillium takamizusanense is the source of this 1525-nucleotide messenger RNA. It is a transcript of the gene YMC1, whose product is annotated as carrier protein ymc1. The transcript has 2 exons. The record is from RefSeq and is a predicted model, not a curated record. Gene Ontology annotation, molecular function: L-ornithine transmembrane transporter activity. NCBI's taxonomy places the organism in Eukaryota, Fungi, Ascomycota, Sordariomycetes, Hypocreales, Ophiocordycipitaceae. The coding region runs from base 325 to 1245 and encodes 306 amino acids. Gene Ontology annotation, biological process: mitochondrial L-ornithine transmembrane transport.
CUCACCACCACCACCACCACCUGCCGAAAAGGAAAAAGAAAAAAAAAAGUUGCAAAGUACGGUCCAGCAUCCUUCCCCUCCUCCCCUCGCUUCUCCCAUACUACCUCAUUCAUCUCCACUGCUUCCCUCCCCAUUGAUUGAGAUUUCCGACCCGCGCGAGAACAACAGCCCCGUGUCUAGACACUUGUGUCGCCGGUCCCAAGCGCGCGGCCACAAGGCGUCUCCAGCACCUCCCCGGCCGAACGACUGCGUGUGCGCGCGCCCACGCGCCGUGCCCCCGACACCGCGCUCCGCGCUCCAUCUCUCCCCCUCCCCCUCGCCGCCAUGGAGUCGCCCGUCAUCGACCUCGAGGAGCCGCAGCAGGGCGGCGCGCUGCAGACGGCCAAGGAUCUCUUCUCGGGUGCCGUCGGCGGCGUUGCGCAGGUCCUGAUCGGCCAGCCCUUUGACAUCGUCAAGGUCCGCCUCCAGACGACGAACCAGUACUCGGGCGCCGUCCAGGCUGCCUCCUCCAUCUACCGCAACGAGGGUGCGCUCGCCUUCUACAAGGGCACGCUGACGCCCCUCAUCGGCAUCGGCGCCUGCGUCUCCAUCCAGUUUGGCGCCUUCCACUCGGCGCGACGCUGGUUUGAGGAGCGCAACGCCGCCGGCGGCUCCAAGCGCCCCGAGCUCGGCUACGGCCAGUAUUUCGCCGCCGGGGCCUUCGCUGGCGUCUCCAACGCCGUCCUCUCCACCCCGAUCGAGCACAUUCGCAUCCGCCUACAGAGCCAACCCCACGGCGCGGGACGCCUUUACUCCGGGCCGCUCGACUGCGUCCGCAAGCUCAGCGCCCACCAGGGCGUCCUCGGCGGCCUGUACCGCGGGUCGGCCGUCACCGUCUACCGCGAGGCCGCCGCCUACGGCGCUUGGUUCACCGCCUUUGAGUACCUCAUGAACGCCGAUGCUGCCCGCAACCGCGUCGACCGCAAGGACAUCCCCGGUUGGAAGAUUGCCCUGUACGGCGGCCUCGCCGGCGAGGCCCUCUGGCUCUCGAGCUAUCCGUUCGAUGUCAUCAAGAGCAAGAUGCAGACGGACGGCUUCGGCGCCCAGCAAAAGUACCCGACCAUGCGCAGCUGCUUCGCCGCCACCUGGCGCGCCGACGGCAUGCGCGGCUUCUGGAAGGGCAUCUGGCCCACCCUCUUCAGGGCCAUGCCCGUCAGCGCCGGCACCUUUGCCGUCGUCGAGAUGACGAUGCGCGCCAUCAACUAGGCGGUGCAGAAAGACGGGAGUUGAGGUCGGACGCAGUCAACAGCGACUUGCCAGCGAAGAACCGGGCAAAACACGUGCCGGUAUGCCGUUUUCAUCAUUUAAUGGGAGGGGUCUUCUAGACACGGGCGUGGGGAUCAACCUUUAUGCGCCGCCUGAGAACAGGCGGAAAAGCUUCAACAGUGAAUUUGGGGGCAUAUGUUGUAGACAUCGUAUUUCGUUGGCUUACCCUGGCACAUACGCCGCCUCUUCGGGACUGUAUAUACAAAAGGAAAAGCAGCCG